This is a messenger RNA of Humulus lupulus (European hop), 1585 nucleotides long. RefSeq lists its product as uncharacterized. Bases 77 to 1273 code for a protein of 398 amino acids. Gene Ontology annotation, molecular function: tRNA binding. NCBI's taxonomy places the organism in Eukaryota, Viridiplantae, Streptophyta, Magnoliopsida, Rosales, Cannabaceae. The transcript has 12 exons. The record is from RefSeq and is a predicted model, not a curated record.
UUUGUAUCGACAGCGAGUGGUGUUUGGGACAGGGAAGCAAAGGAAAGCUGAGAAAUUUUGAGAAAAGAAGGAAGAAAUGGCUUCCAAGGGAAACAUCAAUCUCAGUAGAAACAAAUUGAUCCUCUCAGCUCUGUCUGUACAACUUUCUUUAGAUUCUAAUCAAUUUUCAAGUGAUGUUGUCGAAAAUGAUAUCAAGAGCAUGUACAAUAUCUUGAAAUCAUCAAAAAAUGGGACGCCUACGGAAAACAAUGACCAGAUCACAAAGUGGAUAGGAUUUGCAGAGAGUUUUCCUACAAACUCCAGUGCUUGCUUUGAAGUUCUCAAAGGAUUAAAUGAAGAACUGGUUUUAACGUCUGUGCUUUUGGGAAAUGGAUUGAAACCCUCGGAAGCUGAUGUUAUUGUUUUUUCAGUGAUACAUUCAUAUGUGAUUGGCCUUUCGAAGUCAGAAAAGGAAAAGUUGCCUCAUCUUAUGAGAUGGAUGGAUUACAUCCAAAACAAGGUGGAUUUGGGGAAUACAUUCGAGAAGAUUUUGCUUGAGAAGACCCAAUUUGAACCUCAAGGAACCAAAGCUGCUGACAAGGUGGAAGUAGAAUCAGGUGCCAAAAAAGCUGCAGAAAGCCCUAAAGUUGCAGAUAAGCCAGAAGCAGAGGUGAAAACAAAGAAAAAUGAAGAGCCAAAGACAAAGAAAAGUGAUAAUGCGAAAAAGGUGGCGGGAAAUAAGGAAGCUCCCAAGGAGAAGAAAAAAGCACCCGAGCCAGAAACAGUUGAAAAAGACAAAGAAGUCAGUGUUAGUUUGUUGAAUAUAAAGGUUGGUCUAAUUUCGAAAGCGUGGAAACAUCCUUCUGCUGAUAGUUUACUUGUGGAGGAGAUAGAUGUCGGAGAAGGUAAACUGCGGCAAGUGGUCAGUGGUUUAGCAAAGUUUUGCACUCCAGAACAAUUAACAAAUCGCCAUGUUGUGCUUAUUACAAAUGUAAAACCUGGGAAGCUGCGUGAUGUGAUGUCAGAAGGAUUGGUAUUAUGUGCUUCUAAUGAAGACCACACCAUUGUAGAGCCUUUGCUGCCUCCAGAAGGAGCCAAAGUAGGGGAGUGUAUUUCAUUUUCUGGGAUUGAUGGGAAGCCAGAGGAUGUUCUUAACCCAAAAAAGAAACAGUUAGAUAAGAUAACGCCGCAUCUUUAUACUGACGACAAGGGCAUUGCCACAUUCAAAGGAAUACCGUUUAUGACAUCUGCCGGGCCAUGUUCGUCAUCCAUUCCAAAGGCAAGCAUCAAAUAAAAGAUCUAAUGGCUCAUACAACAGCUAUAACCCACUGUCCAGAGGAAUUCUGCAUCAUUAUAUAAUACUACUUAAUGAUAAUUUAAAUUUAGAAGAAUAUGCCGUUUGAGUUUCAUUUUUGACCCCAUUUUUCAUAAUUUUGUUGAAUUGUUUUUUUAAUUUCAAGUAUCAUUUAGAGAAAAUAUUAAAAUCAUGAUAUUACAUACCGUGCUUUUGCUGAAAAAAAUCUACCUUUGUAUGGGGAAAUUUUUGGCCUUAAAAAGUAUUGUUGAUUCAAGAUUUCGUAUAUUUUGCAGAGUUUAGGCAAGGUAA